AUGCCUCACAGCACGGAGUCCCUCAAGCUCACCAGCGCCAACUUGUCCACGUUCGCUUCGCAGCAGGGUGAGAGGAGCGUCAAGACGCCGACCUACGCCCGCGAUGGCGUGAAGCACGGCAUCGUCCACGUCGGCGUCGGCGGCUUCCACCGCGCCCAUCUCGCCGUCUACGUCGACCAGCUCAUGCAGAAGCACGACCUGCGCGACUGGGCCAUCUGCGGCGUCGGCCUGCGCCCCAACGACGCCGCCAUGCGCGACGUCCUCGAGGCCCAGGACCACCUCUACACCGUCAUCGAGCGCUCCGCAAAGGGCAGCUUCGCCAACGUCGUCGGCAGCAUCACGGGCUUCCUCUACGCCCCCGACGACCGCGAGGCCGUGAUUGCCAAGAUGGCCAGCCCGGACACUCACAUCGUGUCCCUGACGAUCACGGAGAGCGGGUACUACUACAACGAGAACACGCACGAGAUGCACGCCGACCACCCGGACAUCGUGCACGACCUCGCUCAUGGCGACGCCCCCGUGAGCACGUUCGGCUUCCUGUACGCCGCGCUGGCGAGGCGCCACGCCGCGGGCCUGAAGCCCUUCACCGUGAUGAGCUGCGACAACAUGCAGAAGAACGGCAGCAUCACGCGGCACAUGCUGCAGUCGUUCGCGCGGCUGCGCGGGGACGCGGCGGUGGCGGAGUGGAUCGCGGCGGAGGGCGCGUUCCCGAACGCGAUGGUGGACCGCAUCACGCCGAGCACGUCGCCGGCGGAUAUCGCCUCGCUGGCGGCCAAGUUCGGCGUCGAGGACGCGUGGCCGGUCGUCACGGAGCCGUUCAUGCAGUGGGUCAUCGAGGACAAGUUCAGCGACGGGCGCCCGCCGUUCGAGAAGGUCGGCGUGCAGGUCGUCGAGGGCGUGCACGAGGUCGAGCAGUUUGAGAAGCACAAGCUGCGCCUGCUGAACGCGAGCCACUCGGCCAUGGCGUACCCGGGCCAGCUGGCGGGCUUCAAGUACGUGCACGAGGUGAUGGAGCACCCCGUCUACAGGCAGUUUGUGUGGCAGAUGAUGCAGCAGGAGGUGAAGCCUUUGCUGCCUGAGAUUGCGGGGGUUGACAUCGACGAGUACUGCAACACGCUGAUGGAGCGGUUCUCGAACCCGACCAUCAUGGACGGCAUCCCGCGCGUGGCGCUGGGCGCGUCGGGCAAGAUCCCGCAGUUCAUCAUGCCGUCGAUCGCGGAGCAGAUCUGGGUUACCGGCCCGUUCAGGAGGCUGUGCUUCGUGGCGGGCGCGUGGUUCCGCUACAUCAACGGCGUGGACGACGAGGGCGAGAACUUCGAGGUCGACGACCCGAUGAAGGAGGAGCUGCAGGCGCUGGCGAAGGCGGGCGGCAACCACCCGGGCCAGCUGCUCACGAUCAAGCACCUUUUCGGUGACGAUUUGCGCGGCGACGAGCGCUUCGUGAACGAGGUCGCCAAGGCGAUGGAGCUGAUUGCCAAGGACGGUGUCAUGGCUACGCUCCCCAAGUACGUCGACUAA
This is a messenger RNA of Colletotrichum chrysophilum, 1518 nucleotides long. RefSeq lists its product as uncharacterized. The transcript has a single exon. Gene Ontology annotation, molecular function: mannitol dehydrogenase activity. Lineage: Eukaryota; Fungi; Ascomycota; Sordariomycetes; Glomerellales; Glomerellaceae. The record is from RefSeq and is a predicted model, not a curated record. Bases 1 to 1518 code for a protein of 505 amino acids.